AACGGAAAACAACUUGUGACAAAAAAAGAGGAUCUUCAAGUUUUUUGAUGAUGUUAUUUCACGAACGGCGUGCUUGAACCCACCUUUAUCUUUCAACUGUCAUGUAGUAACAAUGAAUGUACUUCCUUUCCACUAUUUUGAUGGAUAGAGAUACUCAUAAAUUAUACUCUAAUACAAUUAUUUAUCCUCGAAUCAAAAUUUCAUUUGGGUGGCUCUAAAUUGCUCUUUACUGCACUGAUUCUGAUAUUUCUAACUCCAUAGAAUCAUGGGCUCCACAAAAUUUGUCACCUUUUUCUUCCCCCUAUUUUUAUGGGGCCCUUUGCUUCAGCGCACCAGCAGUGCAUGGUAGGAUACCCUUAACGAGUUUGAGUAAUUUCUUUCCAUGGAGAAAAACUCUGUUGAUUAUAGUCCUUUGCUUUCUCCUAGAGAAGUUGAAACUACCAGAAAGCCUUCUUCUUUUGUGUCAGCUACAAAAUGGACUCUCAAGAGUUUGAUUUGUGUGAUCUUCAUUGCAUGGGCAGCUUUUAUUUUUCUAUUCCCUUCAGAGCCUGGGCAUGAAUUGUUUUCAAAAUGGAUUGAUCUCACCAGUGGAACCUGUCUUGGAAUCACAGGAAGCAUUUUUUUUAUCUUCAGUGCCCCAGUUCUCAUAAUUGCAUUCCUUGCAAUUGCACACUUAAUGAUUACUGGGGAGGAUCAGUUUCAUGAGAAGAAGAAUGUCAAGUUUCCAAGGUUCAGGCUAUGGACAUUUCCUGUGAUUGUGAAUGGACCAUUCGGGGUUGUUUCUGCUACAGAGUUAAUUGGGAUUGUCCUCUUUUCGCUCUAUGUUAUAUGUGCUGUCUAUGCUUACACUAUGGGAGCUCUUGGAAUGAUCUCUGAAGCUGAGGGAUCAUCUUUUAAAGCCAAGAGCAUGUUCAUGUUGGAAAUUAUGGGACUUCGCUUGGGUUCAAUUGGAUUGUUUUGUAUUGCAUUUUUAUUUCUCCCAGUUUCAAGGGGAUCUGUUCUUCUCCGUUAUAUAGAUAUCCCCUUUGAACAUGCUACAAGAUAUCACGUAUGGCUGGGACACCUCACAAUGGCGAUUUUUACUCUCCAUGGACUCUUCUAUGUUAUUGCAUGGGCAAUGGAUGGCCGCCUUGGACCUGAAUUAAUGGAAUGGAAAGAUAUUGGCGUUGCCAAUCUCCCGGGAGUUAUCAGCCUUCUAGCCGGUUUGUUGAUGUGGGUGACCUCUCUUCCGGGAGUGCGAACGUGGAAUUUUGAGUUGUUUUUCUACACACACCAAUUAUAUAUAGUGUUUGUUGUCUUUUUGGCUUUGCAUGUUGGUGACUUUAUUUUCACUAUGGCUGCUGGAGGAAUAUUUCUUUUUGUGCUUGAUCGAUUUCUGAGGUUCUGCCAAUCAAGAAGGAAAGUUAAUGUAAUCUCAUCCAGGUGCCUUCCAUGUGGCACUGUGGAAUUGGUUCUGUCAAAACCUCAAAAUUUGAGAUACAAUGCCUUAAGUUUCAUUUUCCUUCAAGUCCGAGAACUAUCAUGGCUGCAGUGGCAUCCAUUCAGUGUUUCUUCUAGCCCUUUGGAUGGAAAGCAUCAUCUUGCUGUUCUCGUAAAAGUUCUUGGAAAAUGGACAGCAAGAUUGAGAGAUAGGAUUACUGAUUUUGAUGCACUAAGAGAUUCAUCUGUGAUAACAGCUUCGGUUGAGGGGCCAUAUGGACAUGAAGUGCCAUACCACUUAAUGUACGAAAAUCUUAUAUUAGUGGCUGGUGGCAUUGGACUUUCUCCCUUCCUUGCUAUAUUGAGUGAUAUUCUUCACCGUGUUAGGGAGGGGAAACCAUGUCGACCGAGAAAUAUUUUAGUUGUUUGGGCAGUGAAAAAAUCAGAUGAGCUUCCACUUCUUUCAACCAUUGACAUGGAAACAAUCUGUCCAUCCUUUUCAGAGAGAGUGAACAUUGAUAUUCAUAUUUAUGUCACUCGAGAAUCAUUUGCUCCUGUGGAAGAGGGAUACAUUUACAAAACAAUAAAAUCUUCAUUCUGCCCUGUGCCUAGCGAUUAUGGCAUGUCUGUUUUGGUUGGUACUGGAGACAAUUUUUGGUCUGGACUAUAUGUCAUCUCAUCUACCGUUGGGUUUGUGAUCUUACUGGGUUUGUUGUAUAUUUACUAUAUAAACCCAUAUCACAUCGAAAUAUGGUGGUACAAAGGGCUACUAUUUGUAAUCUGCAUGCUUGCAAGUGUUGUUAUCUUUGGUGGUUUAGUGGUUGGAUUGUGGCAUGUUUGGGAAAAGAAAAGUUCUAUGAAGGAUAAGUCCAACAGUAUGCAGGCUGAUAAGAUUCCGCAAAAUGGCUCGUUGGCUCCCAAGGAUCCAAGUCAAGACAAAAUUGAAAAGUCAACAGUCAUUCGUUAUGGUUUCAGGCCAGACUUUAAGGAAAUCUUUGAAUUGAGGUCAGAGAAAUGGGGCCAUGUUGAUGUUGGUGUCAUAGUUUGUGGCCCUCCAACACUUCAGGGAAGUGUUGCUGAAGAAAUCAGGUCACACAGUUUAACAAGACAACGCCAUCAUCCCAUUUUCCAUUUCCACAGUCACAGCUUUGAUCUCUAGCUCCCCAAUGGCAAGAUGGAAUAUAUAUAUAUAUAUAUAUAUAGCAGUAAUCCAAUAUAAGAUGCUAUAAUCCUUAGAAGGAAUUCUAAGGUGGAUAAUACAUAUAAUAUAUGUGAAUAUGCUACCAUUAGACAUAUUUAUAUGCAAUUUCAGCUUCAGAGUUGUAUAUAUACUUGUUUUAGUUAACAAUGUUAUUCCUCGAUUUUCGAUCCUUCCUUGUAUAUUUCAUUUCUCAAGAGUGUAAAUGUCUCUAUUUUAUCAUAAAUCUUAACUGCUAAGUGUAAACUAUUUUUUUCUUUUCUUUUCUUUUCUUUUCUUUUAUAUGUAAGCAUAUACUAUUUUAAUUAGUUUAUAGUAGGUGCUUGUAUUUUAUGGUUCUGUAUUUGGAUCCUUUAUUUAAUUAAUUUCACCAAACAAUCAUUAUAU
Messenger RNA from Abrus precatorius (Indian licorice), 3004 nucleotides. Its product is annotated as ferric reduction oxidase 7, chloroplastic-like. Bases 383 to 2578 code for a protein of 731 amino acids. Gene Ontology annotation, molecular function: oxidoreductase activity. The record is from RefSeq and is a predicted model, not a curated record. The transcript has 9 exons. Gene Ontology annotation, cellular component: plasma membrane. NCBI's taxonomy places the organism in Eukaryota, Viridiplantae, Streptophyta, Magnoliopsida, Fabales, Fabaceae.